This is a messenger RNA of Acanthoscelides obtectus, 728 nucleotides long. The record is from the annotation of a GenBank genome assembly. NCBI's taxonomy places the organism in Eukaryota, Metazoa, Arthropoda, Insecta, Coleoptera, Chrysomelidae.
CACCGCCACGUCACCGAGAACUAGAUGACGGCGCCGAAGAAGCGGUACAUACAUUUACAUUACAUUACUUAGCCGCGUGUCCACCGCACAUCCGUCACCCGAGCGCCGUCAUCCCGGCCGCCGAAAUUGCGAGUAGAUCGGCGUGACCGCUAGAUCGUCGCCCGAGAUUUUGACGGGCCGAUGUGCCGGCAAUACAAAACACGUAUGAACUUGUCCACACACUGCCGUCGCCGUCGCACCGUACACGAGCUCAGUUAUUAUUUUGUUUGUAAUCAAUUAUCAUUAAUUAGUAUAACAUUGCAAUAAAAAUGGCGAAAAAAUUUAAAUACGAUAUUUAUUCAUCAAUAGAAAUUAUAGAAAGUAAAGAAUGUUUGUGGGAUAAAACCAAGGAAGUGUCCAAAGAUAAAGUUUUGCGUAGAAAUGCAUGGCGCGAUGUUUGUGCCUUUUUAGAGCCGAACUUUGAGGAUAUGGACCAGAAAAACAAAGACGAAAUUAUAUUACCUCCAGUGUUCAUUGUCUAUUUACCACUUUGGUUUAAAAUGCCUAGACAUGCAUUAUUUUCUAAUUCGGAAAUGCAUGAGCUUGUCGACGUUAUGUUCAAUUGUAUCCAAAUAGGAGGCAGCCAGAUUUUAAACUAUUUAAAAACGUUUACCAGAGACUUGGAGAGACUGGUUCAUUCAUGCCAGAACGGGAUAUUGGACGUCCAAAUAGACAUAAUGUGGAAGUAA